Messenger RNA from Thalassophryne amazonica, 4665 nucleotides. Its product is annotated as protein mono-ADP-ribosyltransferase PARP14-like. Gene Ontology annotation, molecular function: NAD+ poly-ADP-ribosyltransferase activity; transcription corepressor activity. Lineage: Eukaryota; Metazoa; Chordata; Actinopteri; Batrachoidiformes; Batrachoididae. The transcript is spliced from 14 exons. Gene Ontology annotation, cellular component: cytoplasm; nucleus. The record is from RefSeq and is a predicted model, not a curated record. Gene Ontology annotation, biological process: negative regulation of gene expression. Bases 226 to 3486 code for a protein of 1086 amino acids.
UGAGGAGCAGUGUCACAUGCUGAAAAAGGUCAGAAUGGCACUCUAAUCUUAUAAACGCAAGCUAAAAUUGAUCGCUUCUUUGUGAUAGACAGGGGGAAGAAAGAGAUCCUGGGGAGGUAAUGAUGUGAUCACAGAAAGGGCCGGAAACAACACCUGUAAAGGCGAAGGUGAGGACACAGACCGCUUGCUUUCCUGGGAGUGAGAUUAUGCCGUAAAAGCAAGAGGAUGAAUCCACAAACCUCUAAAGCUGUGACUGAGCCGUCGGCCUGUCAGGAGGGACAGACCCUAAAGAAGAAGAUUGCAUAUUUUGAAAAAAUCCAGCACACCGAUGCCACCGCAAACAAAGAGGCUCACAUCCAGAGGAGACAUACAAGUUCUUCUUCAGCGGUGAGCGUUUCCAACCCUGUUCCUUCAAGUACAGCGUCUGAUCUGGAGGCUACAGUGGCGACACAAGGGGACCCACGUGUGACAAAUAUGCAGAGUGCUGCACCUGGACCACCAGAUUUACACAGAGAAGAAGAAACCCUGACUGAAGCCAAUACUUAUGAAAACCUUAAAGACCUCCUUGUAGGUGUAUGUGACACCGCAGCACUGAGUGCAACUGCAACGAUUGACGAGCCACUUGUGGACAACGGUGAAAAUGCUGACCAGCUGGAAGAGCAGCCGUAUUACUGUCAGGUGAACCAGGCAGAGAUAAACCAACUGCUGCAACUGCCUUUUCCAGAAAUGGUUGACUGCUUUGAUCAAAUCUUGGGUUUGAUUGGCAUGGAGCAGCCUGCGGUGACAUUACAGCCUGCACAUGAUCCAUAUCCUCAUGUGCUUGUGUCUGGUCCCAACAGUCUAGUCCAGGACACUCUUCAGGCUCUAGAAUCAGCUCUUGCCUCUUUGACAUCAGACAAAUUGGUUCUAGAUGGGCCCUGGGCUCAGUGGUACUUCCAGGCAGAUGGCAAAAUGAGCAAGAAGUUGGUAGAAAGCUCUUGCCGAGUCCUUAUUUUGGAAAAUUUAGGUAGCUGCUCUAAAAGUACAGAAAUAGAUCCAAAUAUGGAUACUACCACAGUAAGGAGAACCCAAUCCUGCACCAAUGUUCAACACAGCAGACCUGCCACUGUUGAGCGCUCCAACACGUUUACCACCGGCACAAGUAGUAUGGCAAUCAACAAAACAAGCCUGCAGGUCAAGCUUGGGGACAUCGCUGAUGAGCAGGUGGACGUGUUAGUGGCCCCCAUGAUUAACAAGAAGCUAACUUCAACUCAAAUUAGCAAGUGCCUAUGGGAUAAAGACGCCCUAAUCAGGACAAAAUUUGACAAUACUGCAAAGAAACGUGCACUUGCCCCUGGUGAUGUUUUGCAGCUUGAUGGGUUCAUGACACUGGGUUGCUCUAAAAUCUACUUCAUCGAGUGUCUCCCAUGGGAUGGAGCUAGAGGGCAAAGUGUGCAGGUGCUUGGUGAUGCACUGAAGAAAUGUCUGGACCUAUGUGAAGAGGAGGGCUGGCAUUCAGUGGCGUUCCCCAUCAUCGGACCUGGAGCUGCAUUGAAGUUUCCACUCACAGAAGCUAUUCAAGUCUUAACUGAUAGGAUUAGCCAGUUUGCCUCAUCUGCAGUCUGUAGUUGUGUCUCCACCAUCCGCAUCGUCAUAAAACCAGAUUAUCCCAACUUGGACGAGUGCUACCAUGAGGUCUACAGAUGCCUUAACUUGAAUAAGAAUAAUCAAGCAGCAAUUUUCAAGUCCAUCACAGGUGACCUUGACAAUAUCACAAUCACUGUGGGAGACGGAGUCAAACUACAUCUGGUGUUUGGUGACAUCAGCAAUGAGACAACAGAUGUCGUCGUGAACACGACAAACUUCUCUGACUUUAACACAGACGUAUGCAGGGCCAUCUUAGCCAAGGCUGGACCACAGGUGCAGGCUGAACUGAAAGCAGCAAAAAAGAAGGAUGGCGAUAUUUUUGUGACUUCUCCCGGAAUGUUCCCAUGCAAAGCCAUUUUACAUGCAAGCGGAAAAAGGGACAAAGGCAUCAUUAAACAACUGGUGUCUGACAUCAUUUAUUCCUGUGAAACUAUUAAAGUCAACUCUGUGGCCAUUCCGGCUAUCUGUGCAGGUGCUGGUGAACUGCAGCCUGAAGUUGUUGCAGACACCAUCUUCCAAGGGGUCCAAUCUUCCACAUUUUCCUCAAAACUCCAUUGGCUCUCCAACAUCCGCCUGAUUUUGUUUAAGGUUAAUGUUUUUUUGGCAUUUAAAGAGAAAGCGAUGCAGAUGUUUCCUGCUGCUGUAAUCACCACAGAGUCAGUGCCUCAGUCAGCUCCUGCUCCGGAACGCCAGCGUUCACCCUCGAGUACCUUAGAACCAAACAGUCAGCAGUCCAUCUUUCUCAUCUUGGGCCGAUGCAAAAACGAUGUUGAUAAUGCCAUGAUGCAGACAAAACAGCUGUAUCAGAAUCAGCUCUCCACGGCAACCUUAAGAAAUGAUGAUUUUACAGGACUAACUGAGGAUGAUAUCAAUGAGUUGACAGAGAUGAUCGAGGACACAGGCCUGCAUGUGGACGAGCUGCAGUCCAGUGAGGGUGAAUGGACAGUGAGCGGACUAAAAGACGAUAUCAUCAAGGUGAGGCAGAUGAUUCAUAACAAGGUGCAAGCCACCCUCAAGAAAGGGAUGAAAAAAAAGGAGGAAGACACGCUGUACAACCGUGUGGCCUGGUGCAUGAUGGGACGUGGAAACAGUUGGGAAAGACUACCAAAGGUAGCAAAUCACAGCCUAGAAAAUAAUGAUGUCUCCAGAGGAAUUGUGGACGGACAGGGUAUUCUGUGGACCGUGGAUCUUGAGAAGAUGGUGGUCCAAACAACAGGAAAGACAAGAAAGCUGAAACGACUUGAGAGUCUUCCAGCAUUUACUCCCCCCCUUUACUGGGACAACAUGGAUGCUGGUGAAGAUCUGAAGGUGAUUCAACUGCAAGAAUCCUCUGCAGAGUACUACAAAGUGAGGGAAGCCUUCCACAAAACUAUGACCAAGCAAAUCAUUAAGAUCGAGCGAAUCCAGAAUGUCGACCUUCGCCGAGCCUAUAAAGUGCAGAAGAAACGGAUUUCUAAUAAGAAUGUGCACCUGAAGGCAGGAGGUGAACUCCUUCUGUACCAUGGGACCACUGAGGGCAACUCCAAGUCCAUCAUGAAAACUGGAUUUAACAGACGCUAUGCUGGACAAAAUGGUACUUCAUAUGGCCAAGGAACAUAUUUUGCAGUAGACGCCAGCUAUUCAGCCAACCCUGCCUACUCUAAACCAGCUGCUGGUGGUUCCCAGCUGAUGUUUGUGGUUCGUGUCCUGGCUGGUACCUACACUCUGGGAAAUAAGGACAUGAAAGUGCUUCCGCCUCGCAACCCCCAGCAGCCCCAUGACCUCUAUGACAGUGCUGUGAAUAAUUUGGACAACCCCACCAUGUUUGUUGUGUUCCAUGAUGACCAAGCAUACCCAGACUAUCUCAUCACCUUCAAGUGACUGUUACAGGCAAAGUGAUGCAAGUUUUUAGUAAAAGUCUCUUUUUCAGCAUUCAUUUUUAGGCAUACUUAUGGUUGUGCUUUUGUGUGAUCACCUGAAACACAAUUUCAGUGACACUGUCGGACAUUUACAAAGGAACUAUGUAGAUAUGCAGAGGCUGAAAUGCAAAAGCAUCUGAGAGCCAAAAAGCACAAACUGGUUCAACAAGGUUUCCUUGUGUUUAACUGGAAGUGUUGGAUACCUGCACCACAUUUUACUGAUGCAGUUUUUAAAUUUACAAUACAUAUGGUAGUACUUUAGAUUUUAAGCAAAAUCUUCAAAAAGUGUCAACAUGUUAAAAAGUUUAAACACGGUUACCAGCGACCUAAGGUGAAGACUCAGUGCUCAGCCUCUUUGGCGAAUUCUUCAAUACCACUGGAAUGACUUUGAACGGAUACUUAAGGAGACUAAAAUGACUAAAGUGUUCCUUGCACUGUGGCGCCUUUCUGUGGUCAUGAUCCAGCAUGCAGGUGCCUCAGUGUUGUGGACCACAACUGGAAAAGGCCAAAGACACACCCUUGUUCACCUGGCUGUGCAGAUAAGUGGCUACUUCCAGGAAGUGGGGAUGGACCGUGUGUCUGCCUGGGAGGUUUUAAUUCAGGAGCAAAGAUGGUUCUGUAAUGAGGUACAUUCUGCAACACGUGGUAGUGUGGCAUGCUCCCUGACCUGACUGCCAGUUGUGCAGGCAGGUUAACAAAAACCCAAACACCCCUAAAUUGAACUGGGACUGGUCAUGUCAGGUUUGGGAGUUUGUGCUGGUGCCGUGUGUUGCUGCAUCCAAGACACUGGCACCAGCCUGAGAGUAAAAGCUUGGCUCAAAAAGCAGUGUGGAAAGAUAUUGGCUGAAAGUGAAUUCUCAAGUGGGGAUGAGAGCAAAGGCUGAGACUGCAGUACAACAAGGAGGCAGCGGUAACAGGAACGGCAGAAAUGUUAGCGAUAGCGUCAAGUUAAUGAUGUGACAGGGCAAUUAAAACGACUGGCAAAAACUCACAUUCCCCAAAAGCAUCAAACAUCUUUAACCUCCAAGUACUGCAGCUCGGGCCGCACAAUAAAUCAGCUGAAAACUGUUCACAGGGUUUUAAACUAUCAACUCAUUAUCCCAUGAAGUCAGAAAACUAAUAAACAGAUGUAAAAAUGUGA